Molecule: messenger RNA, 1002 nt
Organism: Phyllostomus discolor (pale spear-nosed bat)
Lineage: Eukaryota; Metazoa; Chordata; Mammalia; Chiroptera; Phyllostomidae
Product: FUN14 domain-containing protein 2-like
Biological process (GO): autophagy of mitochondrion
Cellular component (GO): mitochondrial outer membrane
Source: RefSeq, a predicted model, not a curated record
AUGGGGUGGUGGCAGGAUGCUAACCCCACUCCCUUCAAAGGUUCUCAGCCUUGGCCAGGUCUGCUCCUGCUGUGCUGUUUCCGAAGCCAGCACCUCUCCAGCCAUCUCUCUCCACCACUGUGGCUUGUGGCCCCUGAUCCAAUCCACAGCUGCCCUGACUCUGCAGCCUCUGUGACCAUGGUUUCAGCAGCAAUGGUGGCAGUUGCUCUACUUGGAAAGCCCAGGCCAUUCACUCCCAGGUGUCUUGCAGAGGUUGCGGCGAGAACAGCACGCUACUCUGUGUCCUACUGUGCUGAGCCUCUGUCGGUGUCACUGUGAGGUGAGAUAGUUGGAAUGGCCACAUCCAGCUCACUGGACCUUGCAGAACUUGCUGAAAAGCAGCAACGGUGGUGCAAGCUGUUUGUCCAGGAGUCUGGGCCUUCAGGUGAAAAGUAUAGUGUGGCAACCCAGCUAUUAAUUGGAGGGGUCACUGGAUGGAGCAUGGGUUUCAUAUUCCAGAAGGUUGGAAAGUUGGCUGCAGCAGCUCUGGGAGGAGGAUAUUUUCUCCUUCAGCUUGCAAACCAUACUGGGUACAUCAAAGUUAACCUACAACAAGUAGAGAAGGACAGGAAGAAAGACAAGGAACCGCUGAAUGUCCAUAAGAGCAACCACUUACCUAUGGAAAUAAAAAGCAAAGCUGAGGAGAUGGUGUCAUUUGUGAAGAGUGUUCUAGUGACUGGGUUUUUAGGAGGAUUUCUGCUUGGCAUUCUAAGGAGGAUGACUUAUUGUUUCCCCUUUUUCCAACUAGCAGCCUCUUCUUUCCAUCUUUGGAGAGUAGACUUUCCAUCUAGUCUACUCUCCUUCCUCCUCUUCUCCUGUGCCUUCCUCCCUGCUUUAGCAUAUCGGAAUGGCUUCUAUAGGCAUCUGUUGGUACAAAGUGAUAACGACCCUACUGUGAGCCUCAUAACAACGACGGAAAAGAUAAUAGACAUUAAUUCUCCUCCAAGAACACUCCCCGUCUGA